AUGAGGGUUGCGAAGGAUAUAUUACGAUCGGUGCAGCAGGGACUGAGCAGCCGGCGAGCAGAAGCGCUGCUACGGCUGGUGGUUGCCGCGUCCGCGCUCCUGCUGCUCACGGUUUAUCUCCAGCGUCCGCUAUACGCAUCAGAAUCAAGCAAAGACCUGGAAAUAUUGGACGAGUUAAAGAUUAUGCUCGUGGUGUGCAGCAGCGACUCAAAGACUCUAGUGGACUCAACUGACAGGCAGGUACAGCAAGCUAAAGUGUCUAUCAAAGCGGCAAUUUUUCUGUCACGCCGGCGUAUUAGUUUCUAUAUCGUGAGCGACUCUCAAGCCAUCUUCAACGAGCUCGUAUUCUCCACUAAGGUCUGGCCAACGGCCUACAGAGAGAGAAGCUCGUUUCAGUUCGUGGCCUCGUGGUACCCGCCGGGGCACGAGGACAUGAGAGGCCUCUUCCGCCCCUGCUCGUCUCAGCGACUCUUCCUGCUGCGCCUGCUGCCGGAGGAGUCCGCCGUCCUCUACAUGGACAGCGAUGUCAUCUUCCUGCGCCCGCCUGAAGAACUCUGGCAAAUUUUCAGCGAGUUCGGCGAACGCCAGUUUGCCGCCGCGGCUCUUGACAAACGAGAUUAUAAUUAUAUACCGGAGGAGGUUCGGAUGACAGAUAUGGGGUUUAACGCAGGUUUGCUUCUGAUGAAUUUAACCCGCAUGAGGCAGUUCCCGGGAGGCUGGGAGGACCAAGUGCUCAACAUUACGGUUACAUACAGCGAUUAUUUAAAAUUUGGUGAUCAAGAUAUACUCAACAUCUUUUUCGCCAAGGACUAG
This is a messenger RNA of Hyalella azteca, 813 nucleotides long. Its product is annotated as glucoside xylosyltransferase 2-like. Bases 1 to 813 code for a protein of 270 amino acids. Gene Ontology annotation, molecular function: UDP-xylosyltransferase activity. The transcript has 7 exons. The record is from RefSeq and is a predicted model, not a curated record. Gene Ontology annotation, biological process: protein O-linked glycosylation via N-acetylgalactosamine. NCBI's taxonomy places the organism in Eukaryota, Metazoa, Arthropoda, Malacostraca, Amphipoda, Hyalellidae.